Messenger RNA from Trametes versicolor FP-101664 SS1, 1056 nucleotides. Its product is annotated as NAD-P-binding protein. NCBI's taxonomy places the organism in Eukaryota, Fungi, Basidiomycota, Agaricomycetes, Polyporales, Polyporaceae. The transcript has 6 exons. The record is from RefSeq and is a predicted model, not a curated record. The coding region runs from base 1 to 1056 and encodes 351 amino acids.
AUGCCCUCCGGAAAAGUAUCUAUCUUCUUCACCGGCGCCACUGGAUACAUCGGAGGCUCCAUACUGCAGCGCCUGCUCGCGCGCCCUGAUCGGGAGAACUUCGAGAUCACGGCGCUGGUGCGCAAGCCAGUCUUAGCAAGACGCCUCGAAGCGGAGUUCGGUGUGAAGACCGUCAUCGGAUCUCUUCAGGAUCUCGACAAGCUCGCGACGCUCUCCGAGAAUGCGCAUGUAGUGAUUCAGCUGGCGGACUGCGACGACGUGGACGCUCUCAAGGCCAUCCUCAGUGGCCUCAAGGCGCGGCACGAGAAGACAGGGGACAUACCCCUCCUGAUUCACACCUCCGGAACGGGCGUGAUCACAGACGACGCGCAGGGCGCAUACCUCUCCCCGAAGAUCUACUCCGACCUCGACAUCGCCUCCAUCGAGGCGCUGGCCCCCACCGCGCUCCACCGCCCGGUCGACCUCCUCAUCGUCGAGGCCGACACGGCGGGGUACGUGCGCACGCACAUCAUCCUGCCCUCCAUCGUUUUCGGCAUCGCGACUGGGCCGCUGUUCGACGCGGGCAUCGCGAACCCGCACACGGUGUUCUUCCCGCUGCUCAUACGCGCUGCGCUGAAGGCCGGGAACGUUGGUGUCUUGGGCACCGGAGCGCCCAUUUGGAACUGUGUGCAUGUCGACGACCAGGCGGACAUGUACGUUCUGAUGUUGGACGCGCUCCUGAACAGCCCGGAGAAGGUCUCGCACGGGCGCGAGGGGUUCUUCUUUGGAGAAAACGGCGAGCUCGUCACUGGCGAGAUCGUCAAGGCCAUCGCCAAGGCGCUCUUCUCUCUAGGACGCAUCAGUUCCCCGGAGCUGGUGCAACAAUCACCAGAAGAACUUGGGAAGUUAUACGGCAGCGAGAUGCUUGUACGUGCCUUCUUCGCGAACUCGCGGAGCAAGGCGGAGCGGGCGCGUCGCGAGUUUGGAUGGGCGCCGACGCAUACGGCAGAGGACUUCUAUGAAGGGAUCGGGCACGAGGUGGAGGUACUUGUUAAGAGAGAAGAGGCGAAGAAAUAG